Messenger RNA from Exophiala viscosa, 1470 nucleotides. RefSeq names its product phytanoyl-dioxygenase family protein. The coding region runs from base 224 to 1189 and encodes 321 amino acids. The record is from RefSeq and is a predicted model, not a curated record. Lineage: Eukaryota; Fungi; Ascomycota; Eurotiomycetes; Chaetothyriales; Herpotrichiellaceae. The transcript has 4 exons.
CACUGUCUGAGGUCGCCCCGGGUCGGGAAGCUCGCACCGCGCAGAAGUAACACUCGAAACACCUACAGUCUUGUGAAGUUCGGCUAUAAAAGUCUACAGAUCGCUCUGCUCCCUCAGCCUGCACCAACUUAAGUCUCUAACACAGCUUAUUCCUCGACUCUAGAUUAAGUUGGCCAGUAUCAUCCCGACACUUGAUCAUUCCUAUCAGACUCAUAUCACUAUAAUGGGCUCGAUAGGAGUGGAAGAUCCAACCUACCCACCGGUUAGCGGGAAAAGAACCGCUCCUGAGGUACCCGCAUUUCACAAUGACAGUGUGAAACUUGAAGAGGUUAUCGAUGCCCUUCGAGUUGCUGGGGGAUGUGUUAUUCGUGGAGCCGUCCCAGUCAAGGACGUCAACCAGAUUGAGAAAGACGUGCGUCCCUGGCUCGACGCCGACGUGCCAUGGGAAGAGGGAGGAUUCUUCCCUAGGGAAACUCGUCGCGCACAUGGACUCGCACAGAAGUCGCCGACCUACAUGAAGUCCUUCGUCAUGCAUCCUAUCUACCAGCAGGCUUGCGACAGGAUCCUUAGCAGGACCAGCUAUCCAUGGGUGGGCCAAAAGAGAGAAGAGACGGUUUCCAAGCCGCAGCUCAACACCACGGUCAUCUUCUCAAUUGGACCCGGGGCAAAGCCUCAAGAUCUGCAUCGAGAUGAUAUGAUUCACCAUAACUAUGUUUCCGAGGACAUCACUCCCGACCAAUGGACGUUUUCCCGUGAAGCGGGAAUUGGCUGGUUCGUGGCUGGUAAGAAGACGACCAGAGCCAAUGGUGCCACCAGAUACAUUCCAGGAUCUCACCUCUGGGAUUCUGAGAUACCGCCAGACGAGUCCCUUGCCUUCUAUGCGGAGCUUGAGCCAGGCGAUUGCUUCAUGAUGUUAUCUUCGUGUUAUCACGCGGGUUCCGCCAACACAACAAAGGAUGAAGAACGUCUCGUAUACUGUUCUUUCAUGACUCGUGGUUAUCUACGCCAGGAAGAAAAUCAAUACCUCGCCAAUGACGGGAAGGUGCUCAAAGAGUUGUAUAACAACGACAUGGAAAUCUUGAAACUCAUCGGAUGGAAUCUCAGCUCUCCAUUCCUUGGUUGGGUUGACCAGCAUCACCCAUUGAAGUUGCUCUACCCAGAUCUUCCCAGCAACACAGAUUUGUUCUAGUUGUUGUCCAGAGAACUUCUGUUAAGCAUGAGCUUGUCUCGCUUGUUCACUCACUUGUUUCAACCUUCAUUGGAAGUACACUAGCAACAUUCUGAAAGGGAGACGGCGGUAUUGAAUGACAUAUUGGAAUUGGAACUAAUCUCGAGCUUCUUACUGUUGCUGAAUCUACUGCUACUACAGCCGCCACUGCCCUCAAUCAAUAGUCUGUUACUGUAGGCAAUAAGAUGAGGAUCGUUGAUGCUUACUUUCGUACUGUUACACCCGUCUCGAGUCGACUGAGC